This is a messenger RNA of Canis lupus familiaris (dog), 1321 nucleotides long. Its product is annotated as granzyme H. Gene Ontology annotation, biological process: proteolysis. The transcript has 5 exons. Gene Ontology annotation, molecular function: serine-type endopeptidase activity. Gene Ontology annotation, cellular component: intracellular membrane-bounded organelle; cytoplasm. Bases 333 to 974 code for a protein of 213 amino acids. NCBI's taxonomy places the organism in Eukaryota, Metazoa, Chordata, Mammalia, Carnivora, Canidae. The record is from RefSeq and is a predicted model, not a curated record.
UGGAAACAUUCUUGAUUCAGUCAUUGAGGGGUUCUGAGGUACCAGCCCUCCUGCUGGUUGUAGCCACAGCCUUCACUUUCUUGUUCUUUCUUCUUGCUUUCCCCUUAUGACUCAGGAGUGGGGGUGCAAGUGUUGUGGCUGCACCAUUCUCACCCAACCCAAGCUAGAGAACUUCGACAAACCAUCUUAUAUGAUAACAUCCAGCUGUAGAGGAGCACAAGUUGAAGAGGCCUAGAAGAUCAGUGAGCCACCCCUCCAUUGUUCCCCUCAGGGCUUUGUAUCUGGAAGGAAGAAAGACCAGCUUCUCUGACCUGGGCAGGCCUUCAGGGAAGAUGCAUCCACUCCUCCUUUUGUUGGCCCUUCUUCUGCCUGUUGGGGCUGAGACAGAGAAGAUCAUCGGGGGCCAUGAGGCCAAGCCCCACUCCCGGCCCUACAUGGCAUUUGUUCAGUUUCUGGAUAAGGACAAUAAGAAGGACAGUAAGAAGAGGUGUGGUGGUGUCCUCGUGCACAAGGACUUUGUUCUGACGGCUGCUCACUGCUGGGGAAGCUCCAUCAAAGUCACCCUGGGCGCCCACAACAUCAAGGAACAGGAGAAGACCCAGCAGGUCAUCCCCGUGAGAAGAGCCAUCCCCCACCCAGACUAUAGUCCAAAGAACUACUCCAAUGACAUCAUGUUACUGCUGCUGGAGAGGAAGGCCAAGUUGACUGCGGCUGUGAAGACUCUCCCCCUGCCCAGGGGCAAGGCCCGGGUGAGGCCAGGACAGGUGUGCAGCGUGGCCGGCUGGGGCCGGAUCUCAAUGGACACCUUAGCAACCACCCUGCAGGAGGUGUCACUGGAAGUGCAGACAGAUUGGGAGUGCAGAUCCAUCUUCCGCGACUAUUAUAUCGGAGCCACCCAUAUUUGUGUAGGAGACCCAAAGAAGAUGAAGACCGGCUUCAAGGCAGCACUGAGAAUGUCCGGAAUGGCCCAGUAGUACAACGGUCUCCCACAAUGCCAAAAGCACCCAGAUUGGUUUCUGACCAGAGCAGUAUCAAAGGGAGGGAGAGAGGGAAGUGGCCCAGCCUCAGCAGGCAACUAACUGCCUGCCCAGAAGAUUUGCAUUUUGGCUGUAUGCACAAGGGGGCCCCCCCAAGAGGAGGUGGGAAACAUCCUACUUUCAUGUCCCAACCUCCCAAAGGAGAAAAAUAUUGUAACUGACGGAAAUGUAAUAAAACAGUCAAAAGUAAAUGUAACCACCUAUGAAUAUUGUGAAAUGUAUCACAGUCUUACUUGUUCCAAUAUCACAAUUUUUAUUAAAGUAGAAAAUAAAAACAUUAAGAA